This is a messenger RNA of Closterium sp. Naga37s-1, 2757 nucleotides long. The record is from the annotation of a GenBank genome assembly. Lineage: Eukaryota; Viridiplantae; Streptophyta; Zygnematophyceae; Desmidiales; Closteriaceae.
AUGUCUAAGCAGGCCUUCAAUACCGAUCUCACCAUGACCGCAGCCGAAGAGGAAGCUCUCGCCGAGUCCGGUGAGGACCUCUUGGUGGAGGACCUCCCCAAAGGGCUAAUCGACGAACUCACGUGCUCCCCCGACCAUCCUGCGGCGAAAAAGGCUUGCAUGGACGCUGGCGCAGGCCAUACCAGCAUUAACUCCCCCGCCACCUCCUCUGAUUCGGCCCUGGCGCAGCCCCCGCGGUCUCCCAUGCCCCUCGCUGCUGCUGCUCCCGCGUCGCCCUCGAGCAGCCCCAUGCCCACGCCGGCAGCAACUGCUGCCUCCCCCAACGCCCCGGCCCUCCACGCCGCUGCCUACGCUUCAGUCAUCGCUGGCGUCAACCCGGCCCCCGCGCUGCCCGCCUCGCUCUUCGCCUCACCUGCGCCUGGCGGAUCCCCCCGUAACCUCCGCCGCGCGCGCACUGCUACGGCCACCCCGAUGCUCCUCCCCCUUCGCCGCCGCGUGGUAGUCACGCUCCUCCUCCCGGAGGCCGUGUUGGAGUCGCACCGCACGGAACUCCUCGCCGGGAUCAACGCGUUCAAAGCCUUCACCGCCGCAAAGGCAGCCGGCGCUCCCACCCUGUCUAUUCGAAACGUCCCCCUCGAGUUUGAUCCGGAGGAUAUCCGCGCCUCUCUCCUCGGGACCACCGACGAGGACGGCGCGCAUUGGCUCGCGGACCCGACUGAUUUUCACCGUGCUUCCGACCCCUACGAAGACACCUUUUUCACCCACCUCGCAGGGCUCCCGGUCGCCACCCCCGAUGAUCCGAACUUCGAACGGAUCCCAUCCGAAAUCCUGCUGGAGUCGAACAAGCCCGCUAUGCUGCUCAAUUUCUCCUGCCACGUGUGCUCGCUGUGCGGUAACAACCAUCGCGCAUCGGACCACGAGGCUUUUGCUGCUCGCCGCCGCGGGCGCCUCACGAACAAGAACACGAUCUCAAUUGCUCAGCUGCAGCAGGCAAACGGUACGAAAUCUGUUGCUCUUAUUUUUUCCGCAAGCAUCCUCCCUUCCCUCUCGUCUCCCCCUACCCUCAAUCCCGCCUUCCCCACCCCCCCUCACUCUUUUCACCCCCCACCCUCUCAGGGACCCAACUGCAACCGUCCCCAGCGCUCUGACCGGGCCGCCCGACCCCCAACGUGGCUCCCCCCCUCGGCCAGCAGCCCCCUCCCCCCGGUCUCUCCCACAUUGCUCUCAAGCAGGCCGCUCCACCCCCCUCUGGUCUCUUCUCCCCCCCCGCCUGGGCUCCCGAACACCCCCGCCCCUUCUCCGCGCCUUCCUCCCCUCCCUGCACCCCCCUCCUCCCGCUGCCAUUUAGCCCACAUGGUCCUCCCCCUCUCGGUCCUCACCCUCACCUCCCCCUCCUGCCCCACCCCUCCAACUCUCCCUCCCCCCCUUAUUCCUGCACCUCUGUCCACCCCCUCGCCCCCCCUGCUCCCCCCUCCUCCCCCCAACACCAACCCCAUCCAGUCACCACUUCCCCCUCCCCCUUCCCCACAACCUCACUGGUCCCCUCCAACCCCCGCACUCACCCCCUGCUGCUCCUCUCUCCCUAAGAGCCCCCCUUACCCUCUGCCGUGUUGCUUCCCCCCCCGUACGGCCGCCCGGGCCCCUGCCAACCCCACUUUCAACCUGACCCUACCCACUCCCCUCGCUCCUCCCAUCCCUCUCCCCGCGCCAGGUGCCCCCCCACACCCCGCCUUCACCCCCGUCACCCACCUCUCCCCCACAGCGCUUCCUUCUCCGGCCCCCCAUGUCGUGGGGCUCCUACUCACUCUCCCGCCCUCCCCACACCACCCCACCCUCCCUGCCCUCUCCAACCCCUGUCGGCAACCUUCCCUCCCAGGACGCUCAGCCCUUGCCACCAACGACGGACCCCCGCCCUCCCACACACUCACACCCCACCCGCACUCUCCCCCUGCUCUCCCCCCCCCUCGCAGACCGCACUUUCUUACGGAACCCCUCGCCCUGUUCCCUUCCAACACUCCCCCCACUUUAGGCGCCUUCCCUCCCAGGGUCUCCCCAGAGGACGGCCCCGCUGCCCACCCCCACGCUGGCACGGAGACGCUCCCCUCCCCCUCUCUCUCCCCCCUGUUUCUAACAGCACCCUCCCCUACUUCCCCCACACCCCGACUCCUCCCCUCCCCUCCCUCUCUCCCGAUCCCCCUCCUCUCGCCACUCCACCCCCCUCUGGUCUCUUCUCCCCCCCCGACCGGACUCCCGAACACCCCCGCCCCUUCCCCGCGCCUUUCCCCCCUCCCCGCACCCCCCUCCUCCCGCUGCCAUUUAGCCCACCCCCCCUCUCGGUCCUCCCCCUCACCUUCCUCACCUGCCCCACCCCUCCAACUCUCCCUGCUCCCCUUAUUCCUGCACAUCCGUCCACCCCCCCGCCCCCCCUGCUCCCCCCUCCUCCCCCCAACCGCCCCCUCUCUUGCAGGCAACCUUCUGGGGACUCAUGCCGCGCCGACCGCCUUCCGCAACGACCCCGGCCUCCUCUACAUCGGGCUGGACGACUGGGUCGAAUACUGGACAUGCGCUCUCUGCGACUUCACCUGCGGCGCUGCCCUCGACAGCGCCAUGGAGCAUAUCCAGUCCGACCUGCACGCCACCCGCGUGAAGGCCUCUGCUCACCGCCCGGCUGCCAAGGACGACUUUGGUCCUUGGCGCGCACUCAUCUUGCUGCAGCAGAAGGCUCCGGUGACUGCCUUCCUUCGCGGCCGUCCUUAG